CUUGCAGAACCUAUGCCCCGGGCAGGUGCUCGACUCGACGCUGCUUUUAUUUUGAAGGCAACUCCCUGUUACAUCCGGCGUUACUCACGCUAACUCCGACAGAGCCAUCCGCUGUCGGUGAGCAUCAGCCAAACAUUAGCUUGCUGAGUAGCUUUGGGCCAAACUCCCCGCAAACUGGUCUCCGAUAACCCAUGAGCCGCAGAAGGAUUCACAGUUUCGCCGAAACGAGCCCGUCUCCCCCGCUCCACGGCGCCUCCAUGGAGCCUUCCGGGCCGUCGAGCCGAGCGGACGGCGAUUUCCUGGCGAUGGAGCCCGACGAGGAGCUGCUCUGCUCGGUCGGCGACAUCACCGAGCACCUCGGUCGGAACAUCACCGUGGUGCUGGAGACCGCGCUGUCGGAGAUCCGCAAGAUGGUCAGCAUCCGGAUACGAGUCCUGAAGACGGAGCUGCGCGACAAAACCGAGGAGGUCGACGCGCUGCGGGCGCGACUGGAUACCGUGCAGCGGGACGGCAGGGACCACUUCCCCGGCGGCGCGACCUCGGACUCGUCCGCCGAGGCGGGCCACAAGAGACCCGACGGCGGCUCCGGGGCGAAGCACGGCAACGCCGACCCCAGGCGGGUCAAAACGAUCGUGCCCGGCGUGAAGAAGGAGAACAUCGACGCCAUUUGUGACUACCUCAUGAAGGACAAGAACUCGAGAGGUGGCCCGGAAAUGGACGGGGACCACGGCAGCCAGACCGGCGACAGGGAGAUGCGCCAAGAGCAGGACGCGCACUCGCUCAACCUGUGGCCCGACAGCGGGAUGGCCGGCUCCGAGUCCGGACACGGGGACUCCGAGUCCACCACGGACGACAUCUUCGCUAUGCUCCCCUCCGGCAGCAAACGAAUGUACGACUACGAGUGGAUCACGCCGAUCGAGUACUCGUCCGACCUGAAAGUGAUGAAGGCGCCGGAGUGUGAGAACACCCUGACUGGCGAGACGGAUAAUGAUGAUGACGACGAUGACGAUGAUGAAGACGAGUCGUCGAGGAGGGAGGAGGGUGGACUUGACCAGGCCCAGGUUCCGCUCUCACAUGUCCCGCCCCCUGACUUCUCCAUGGAUCCCCAGAGCUCCUCACGGGAGGGAGGGAGUCCCCUGGAGGGCAAAACAGACAGGCCUGAGACAGGUCAGCAGUUCCCCGGUCACACCUACAUCUGCUCUCUGUGUGGAACCUUCUGCCCUGACUCUGUGUUCCUGGAAGAACAUAUUAAACUGAUACACUCAGACUCCACUGGUGCCCAGACUCUCCAGGCCCUGCAGUCCACCUCAACCGCGGUACCCACUAUGGGGAACAGCAGCAGUGACUCCUUGAGGGCUGAAAGAGAGCAGAGCGAGGAUGGCACACAACCUGGGGCUGGAGGCGGGAUCAGUCGGGGACGAGGACUUGUGAAAAAGGAAAUAAAAAUUGAGGGGGGUUAUGAGUGUGGGGACUGCGGCCGCCAUUUUAACUAUCUCGGGAACCUGCGACAGCACCAGCGCAUCCAUACCGGGGAGAAGCCCUUCAUGUGUCCAGAGUGUGGGGAGAGAUUCCGACACGCAGCCCGGUUAAAGAGCCACAGGCUGGUGCACAGCGGAGCGCAGAGCCCCUUCCCUUGCCCCCAGUGUGGCAAAGGUUUCUCAGUGCUGUCUGGACUAAAGAGACACCAACGGGUGCACACUGGUGAGAGCCCGUACGCCUGUCCUCAGUGCGGACGGCGCUUUAAGGAGCUUGGGAACCUGUACACCCACCAGAGGAUUCACAGCGGGGCCACGCCUUACUGCUGCCAGCAGUGUGGACGUAGUUUCCGUCACCUGGGGACAUACAAGAGCCAUCGCUGCAAUGCAGCACCAUAAGCAGAAAUUGAAAGGACGUGUUUUCUGGCUCUGAGGUGUGUGUCUUCAUUGUGUGGCCGUCUGAUGUCACUGUGGGAGAACAAUGCUGGAUUAUCUGAGAUGCAGCCCAACCUUUCAUGUUUUGUAACAUUCAUGGCAUUUCUCCUCAGGCAUCAAGAAACACUGUGUCAUUGAGCUUGAUGGUUCAUUACAGACUCUCUGGAAACAGUCUCAACUCAAAGUUUUACUUACUUAUUGAACAGCUUUUAUUGGUAUCACACACUCACAACUGAAGUCUGUUCAGUUGUCAUUAAAAAAAGUUCUUCAUGAUCUUGUCACGCUGACACUGUUAAAAAUUCCUAAAAGUCUGAGCACCUACAGUUCUGUUUUGGUUUUACAUGUUUCAGACACCCAUUCUCUAUCAUUUGGAUUUGCCUGAAAGGAUAGUUUUUCUAUCAUUUCUAUCUGUUAAGAUAACCCCCAUUUCAACAAAGUCAGAAUUGGCAUACAUACAAACCAUCAGUCGGGAAACAAACCAAUGACACACUAUCUAAACCACUUUAUUUGGUGGCCAAACUGUGAGAGAUAAGAGGGUUUUGUUAGCCAGUUCACUUAUUAAAUAAAAGAUUGUUUGUGCUGAGACGGCCAAUGGAGUGGAAAAUGGUUAGCUUUUGUAAAGUGAUUUUAAAAUAGAAUACAUGAUUUUGGAAAAAGUGCCCAAUUAAUUGGUAGUUUGAGAAUCCUUGCCACCGUCACGUGGUUUGAGUACAAUAGGAGCUACCAUACAAAAUAAUGAAGCAAGUUACAUACAAGAGAGACUAAACAAGAAAGCUUGGUGAAACACAGCAAUGAAAUGGUAUUGAAUAAAUGUUUGUCUCGAUCAAUCCAUUUAUUGAUUUACACCUUGGUCCCCUGAGACUCUAGUACCCCCUUCAUGACCCCUCACUCUCUGGAGAAAGAUGGAUAUGUACGAGUAGUAGGACAUCAUCACCUUCAUGUGGACCAUUUGUGUAACUGCAACAAAAAAAUAUCUUAUGCCUCAUAUGAUAAUGCUAAUUGUCUUUCACCAUGAUACUGUUUUGGUGCUAUGUGUAGUGCAGAAAGUUUAUCAUAAAAUUAUUAAAAAGUGUAAUCCAAUGUUACAGACUAUAAAUUGGCUAUUUUAUGUUUGCUUGUAUGAUGACUAAAAUUGUGUAAUGGUUGAAAAAACAUACUUGUAGGAAAUUCAAAUCACAAGUAUCUGGUGGUCUGGUUUGAUCUCGUUUCCUCAUUUGAUCUGAUUUAGUGAAAGACCAUUAGAAAAACUGUCCCAUUUUACUGAAGCUUGUCUGAAAAAAUGACUUUCUUAACACUGGAAGACAAAAGGCAGACUAAGCAACUUAUCCAAACAUGUGGAAGCUAAAAGCCAACCAUUGAAAAUCUGCUCUCUAAUAAACAGUUGUCUUAAAUUCA
This is a messenger RNA of Scophthalmus maximus (turbot), 3305 nucleotides long. RefSeq names its product zinc finger protein 16 like (gene znf16l). Lineage: Eukaryota; Metazoa; Chordata; Actinopteri; Pleuronectiformes; Scophthalmidae. The transcript has 3 exons. The record is from RefSeq and is a predicted model, not a curated record. Gene Ontology annotation, molecular function: RNA polymerase II cis-regulatory region sequence-specific DNA binding; DNA-binding transcription factor activity. The coding region runs from base 192 to 1874 and encodes 560 amino acids. Gene Ontology annotation, biological process: regulation of transcription by RNA polymerase II.